Messenger RNA from Pyrus x bretschneideri (Chinese white pear), 2651 nucleotides. RefSeq names its product general transcription and DNA repair factor IIH helicase subunit XPD. Gene Ontology annotation, molecular function: ATP binding; hydrolase activity, acting on acid anhydrides, in phosphorus-containing anhydrides; damaged DNA binding. The record is from RefSeq and is a predicted model, not a curated record. Gene Ontology annotation, cellular component: nucleus. Gene Ontology annotation, biological process: positive regulation of mitotic recombination; nucleotide-excision repair; transcription by RNA polymerase II. Lineage: Eukaryota; Viridiplantae; Streptophyta; Magnoliopsida; Rosales; Rosaceae.
CUUCUAACCCAACGUCUACGUAAAAACCAUAGCCACCGUCCCUCUCGGUCUCAGUCAGUGCCAAAACCCAAAACCUCACUAACACCAUGAAGUUCCAGGUCGAAGACGUGACGGUCUACUUCCCGUACGACCACUUAUACCCGGAGCAAUACACCUACAUGCUCGAGCUCAAGCGCGCCCUCGACGCCAAGGGCCAUUGCCUCCUCGAGAUGCCCACCGGCACCGGCAAAACUAUCGCCCUCCUCUCCUACACUCUCUCCAAACCCCAAAACCCCGUCAAGCUAAUCUACUGCACCCGCACGGUUCACGAAAUGGAGAAGACGCUCGCCGAGCUCAAGCUCCUCCACAAUUACCAGGUCAAGCAUCUGGGUCCGCAGGCCCAGAUCUUGGCGGUCGGGCACUCGUCGAGGAAGAAUCUGUGUGUUAAUUCGACCGUGUUGGCGGCGAAGAAUCGGGAUUCUGUGGAUGCGGCUUGCCGGAAAUUGACUGCCAGCUGGGUCAGGAACUUGGCGGCGGAAAACCCAAAUGUGCCAACUUGUGAGUUUUAUGAGGAGUACGAGAAAGCUGGGUCUGGAGCUGUUUUGCCUCCUGGGGUUUAUAUUGCAAGUGAUUUGAGGGCGUAUGGGAAGUAGAGAGGGUGGUGCCUCUACUUCUUGGCGAGGCAUAUGGUGCAGUUUUCGAAUGUGGUGGUUUAUAGUUAUCAGUACAUGCUUGAUCUUAAAGUGGCUGGGAUUAUUUCCAAGGAAAUGCAAAAGGAGUCUGUUGUGGUGUUUGAUGAGGCUCAUAAUGUCGAUAAUGUGUGUAUUGAAGCGCUUAGUGUUAGUGUGAGGAGGCAGACAAUUGAGGGUGCCACGAGGAAUCUUAGUAAGAUGCAGCAUGAAAUUGAAAGGUUCAAGGCCACUGAUGCAGAUAGAUUGCGUAAAGAAUACAACCGGCUAGUUGAGGGUUUGGCACAAGGAGGAAACCUACCUAUCACAGAUACUUGGCUUCAAAAUCCUGCUCUACCUGAUGAUAUUUUGAAGGAGGCUGUGCCUGGAAAUAUUCGUAAAGUGGACCAUUUUGUGCAUGUGUUACGAAGAUGGGUCAAUCAUCUGGAAGUCCGUCUUGAAACCGAGAAUGUUGAGAAGGAAGGCCCAGUUAGUUUUGUUGCCACUAUCAGUUCACAAGCUGGAAUUGACCAGAAAACUCUGAAGUUUUGUUAUGAUCGCCUACACUCACUAAUGAUGACGUUAGAAAUUACUGACACAGAUGAAUUCUUACACAUUCAAACGAUUUGCAACUUUGCGACACUUGUGGGGACAUACACUUGUGGAUUCUCUAUUAUAAUUGAACCAUUUGAUGAGAGAAUGCCACACAUUCCUGAUCCUGUUUUACAGGUUAUCUUUUCAUAUUUGGUAUUCCAUCUUUGUUGUCAUGAUGCUUCACUUGCCAUAAAGCCUGUAUUUGAUCGAUUUCAAGCAGUUGUGAUUACAUCUGGAACCUUGAGCCCAAUUGAUCUCUACCCCCAUCUUAAUUUCCAUCCUGUCAUCAGUCGAAGUUUUACUAUGUCAUUAACAAGAGAUUACAUAUGCCCAAUGGUUCUCACCCGUGGAUGUGAUCAGCUUCCGGUAAGUACCAAAUAUGAUAUGAGAAGUGAUCUUGGCGUGGUAAGGAACUAUGGGAGGUUGCUGCUGGAGAUGGUUUCUGCUGUUCCAGAUGAGGUUGUAUGUUUUUUCGUCUGUUACUCUUAUAUGGAUAUGAUAGUCAAUAGCUGGAAUGAAAAUGGAAUUUUGAAGGAAAUAAUGCAGCAUAAGCUUGUUACCAUCGAGACCCAAGAUGUGGUAGAGACUACUUUGGCUCUCGACAAUUAUCGUAAGGCUUGUGACUGUGGGAGGGGUGCUGUCUUCUUGUCUGUUGCCAGGAAAGUAGCUGAAGGAAUAGACUUUGAUCGACAUUAUGGACGAUUGGUGAUCAUGUUUGGCAUUCCUUUCCAGUACACAUUAAGCAAGAUUUUGCUUGCACGGCUGGAAUAUUUGCGGGAUACCUUUCAAAUAAAGGAGGGAGACUUUUUGACAUGUGAUGCCUUGAGACAAGCAGCUCAAUGUGUAGGCCGAGUCAUCCGGUCAAAAGCGGACUAUGGCAUGAUGAUUUUUGCUGACAAAAGAUAUAGCCGUCAUGACAAGCGAUCCAAAUUGCCUGGAUGGAUACUGUCGCAUUUACGUGAUGCACAUCUGAACUUGAGCACGGACAUGGCUAUGCAUAUAGCACGAGAGUUCCUUAGGAAGAUGGCUCAAUUAGGCAGCGGUAAGAAAACCCUUUUAUCCCAACAAGACAUAGAGAAGAUGGGCGAAAGCAUUGCUAAUGAUUUGCUGAGUUUAGGACUCUGCCUGAAAGCAAAGUGAGUGUCGCGGUUUGUGGGCUAUUGGUUCUUCAUUAGCUAAUUAUCAGUCCUACAAGGAGGAGUUUGGCCAACUUAGGAGAUUUUGUUAUCGGUCAUCUGAGCAGUUACUUACCGGAGCAUGGCACAGCCUUACGAUAAAAAUUUCACUCAAAUUCAAUUUUCCGGGGUUCAGGAUUGAAAUAAGUUGUACGAAUUCAGUCUUGUAGAUUUUUCGCUUGUAGUUUGUCUUUGAACCUCAAUUAUAUAGCUAGAGCUGCAUUUUUGGACCUCA